AUGGUCAAAGCUGAGGGUGGGGUGUACAUAGGGGUAAACUGGGGCAACUCAGUCUGCCCAGGGUUGGAGACAUGCCCUCGAUGGAGAGAAGAUACUACGGACAUUAUUAUUAUUAGGGUGGGGGGUCUGUGCAGAUGCGCAAAAUCGAAACGGGAGGUGCUGCAGCAAACAAUGCAAGUUGGGGAAACCCUUGAGGUUCUUUACCAGCAAAAUACACAGUGGCUCUUCCUUUUCAGGUAUUUUUCCCUUCGUUCCUCCCUGGUUUUCCCUCUGAAUCAGAUGAGCUCAAGUCUCUUUGAAGGGUAG
Molecule: messenger RNA, 306 nt
Organism: Podarcis lilfordi (Lilford's wall lizard)
Lineage: Eukaryota; Metazoa; Chordata; Lepidosauria; Squamata; Lacertidae
Source: the annotation of a GenBank genome assembly